UUAAUAAACAGUUUGAAAUAAUCAGAAGAAACUUUUGUAGAAAUAUUAGUGCAAAAUAAUUAAUUCACAAAUAAACAAUGCAUUGUCCAACAUAUGGACAAUUUUCAUUGAAUUAUUGGAAUGUUAAAUCAAUGAAUUCAUUUAGUAUACUACUUAUAUUACUGAUGAGAUUUAUUUUAUUUCAAUCGAAUUCAAUGUUCAUCAUUGCAGAUGAAUUGAAUCAUCUUCACAAUAAUAAUAAUAAUGAUAAUAAUCAUCAUCUUAUGUCUACACAAAAUGAACAACAACGUGCACAACAAGCAUUAGCUAAAUUGAUGUCAUUAUUUUAUACUAGUGAAGCAUUUAACAAGUACAUGGAAAAUCUUGAUGCAUAUUAUAUGCUUAGAGGUAGACCAAGGUUUGGUAAACGAAAUUACAAUCUAAUAGAAGAUAAUGGUGAUCGGAUGAAAAACGACUUGAUCAAUUAUCUUCUUCGUCAACGAUUAUUACGAAACUAUUUAACAAAGAAUUUUGAUAAUGAUGGUGAUGAAAACUUCGUUCGAAAGUAACAUUAAAAAUAAUCAAAAGAAAUUAAUCUCAGUAAUUAUCGAUCAUCAUCAAGUGAACAGUACACAUUAUCAUCAUCAACAUGUUAAUGAUUCGUAUAUUUGAGUGUAUUCUGAUUGUAUUUGUGCCAA
Schistosoma turkestanicum is the source of this 677-nucleotide messenger RNA. The record is from the annotation of a GenBank genome assembly. Lineage: Eukaryota; Metazoa; Platyhelminthes; Trematoda; Strigeidida; Schistosomatidae.